Archocentrus centrarchus (flier cichlid) is the source of this 1207-nucleotide messenger RNA. Its product is annotated as beta-1,3-galactosyltransferase 5-like. Gene Ontology annotation, biological process: protein O-linked glycosylation. The transcript has 2 exons. The coding region runs from base 59 to 1207 and encodes 382 amino acids. Gene Ontology annotation, molecular function: N-acetyl-beta-D-glucosaminide beta-(1,3)-galactosyltransferase activity. The record is from RefSeq and is a predicted model, not a curated record. NCBI's taxonomy places the organism in Eukaryota, Metazoa, Chordata, Actinopteri, Cichliformes, Cichlidae. Gene Ontology annotation, cellular component: Golgi membrane.
GCUGAAGAAUUUAAAAGAAAGAAAAUAAAGAAACAACGAAAGAAAAGUCGGGGCAGUCAUGGGGGAUCCCGACACCGGCUCAGGUGUGAAUGGGGCGAAAAGCCAACUUGUCCAGAACCUGAUUCCACAGAAGAAGCCCCUGUUUCGCUCCUGGUUCCAGUUCCUGCUUCUGGUUUGUCUUUUGGCCUUUGUCUUGUGUUACACCCGGACCAACAGCUCAGAGUCAUUGUGGCGGAACUUGACACUCCAUGAGGACUACCAGCAGUUUACAAAUCAGACCAACAUGUUUAAUAUGCCUCCUUAUCGCAUUCAUCCGAAACACAGAGCUAUGCUAAAUAAUAUUCACAAAACCACCGAACCUCUUACUGUGAAUCCUAUUCAGUACCAUCUAGCCUUUCCUCGCAACUACCAAUUUAUUAUGGAUAAUACAGAGAUUUGCAAGAACAAGAUCCCAUUCCUGGUCCUGAUGGUUCCAGUGGCACCAGACAAUAUGGAAGCUCGAGACGCGAUCCGGCAGACAUGGGCCAAAGAAAGCAUGGUCCAGGGUGAGGUGGUGGUCACUCUAUUUUUGUUGGGUGUUUCUGGGGGAAACGAUGUUGAGAAGCUCAAACAAGAGAAUUUGCAACACCAUGACCUGAUACAGAGUAACUUCAUAGACAGUUAUCACAACCUGACCAUCAAAACCAUGGUGAUCAUGGACUGGCUGGCGACACACUGCCCCACAGCAGCCUAUGCUAUGAAGAUUGACUCUGACAUGUUCCUGAACAUUGACAAUUUAGUGAUCAUGCUAAAACAGCCAGGCAUCCCCAAGAUGAACUACCUGACAGGGCUGCUUAUGUGGAACAGGCCAGUCAUUCGUACCAAUAGCUCCAAGUGGUACGUGUCUGAGGAAAUGUACCCAGAGCCUAAUUACCCGACCUACACUCUGGGGAUGGGAUAUGUCUUUUCCAAUGAUCUUCCAGAGAAAUUUGUGGAAAUCUCAAAAUCAGUCAAACCCUUUAACAUCGAAGAUGCUUACAUUGGAAUGUGCAUGAAAAAGCUUGGACUCGCGCCAACGUCACCACCGAAACCCUCACAGUUCAUGCCCUAUAACACAAGAUAUAAUCGCUGUGAAUUCUCCCAGGUCAUCACAUACAUUCUUGAUUCUUCAAAACACCUGGUGGAGUAUUGGACAGAUCUGAAAAAACCUGAGCCACCUUGUCCUUAA